This is a messenger RNA of Camelina sativa (false flax), 383 nucleotides long. NCBI's taxonomy places the organism in Eukaryota, Viridiplantae, Streptophyta, Magnoliopsida, Brassicales, Brassicaceae. The record is from RefSeq and is a predicted model, not a curated record.
CAGAAACAUUUGAUCUUUUUGAUGACUUAAUUCUUCUAUCAGAAGGUUACAUGGUGUAUCAAGGCCCUCGACAAGAUGUGGUGGGAUUUUUUGAGUCUCUAGGAUUCCGUCUCCCACCACGUAAAGGUGUUGCCGAUUUUCUCCAAGAGGUGACUUCCAAAAAGGAUCAAGCUCAAUACUGGGCAGAUCCUUCGAAACCAUAUCAGUUCAUUCCUGUCUCAGACAUAGCGGCUGCGUUCCGAAACUCACAAUAUGGGCAUGCUGCGGAUUCCAAGCUGGCCACACCAUUUGAUAAGUCAUCAGCGGAUCCNUUCCAGAUUGUGAAAUGCAUCAGAAACUUUGUCCACCUAAUGGAUGCAACUGUUCUCAUGGCACUUCUUUAG